This is a messenger RNA of Microplitis demolitor, 2841 nucleotides long. It is a transcript of the gene Stat92E, whose product is annotated as signal transducer and activator of transcription 5B. Lineage: Eukaryota; Metazoa; Arthropoda; Insecta; Hymenoptera; Braconidae. Gene Ontology annotation, molecular function: RNA polymerase II cis-regulatory region sequence-specific DNA binding; DNA-binding transcription factor activity, RNA polymerase II-specific. The coding region runs from base 369 to 2840 and encodes 823 amino acids. The record is from RefSeq and is a predicted model, not a curated record. Gene Ontology annotation, biological process: defense response; regulation of cell population proliferation; cell surface receptor signaling pathway via JAK-STAT. The transcript is spliced from 5 exons.
AUCGUCGCGCACUCCGCCGCGCUAGCUCGCCCGAGAACCAACGGGUUAGGCGACGCAAGAGCAAGACGCGACUAAAAAACUUAGCUACGCUCUACGUUGCUUCCAUCCUUGUCCUUGCUUUUAGUUAUUAUCAUCUCUAUCUUUUCUUGUCGUUUGUUUAAAUAAAUAUAUAUAUCUAUAUAUAUCCAACAAAGUAAUUAAUAAUUAUUUUAUUAAGUAAUAAUUAAACUGACCAAUAAAUCAAGUGUGAAGUGAAAUUAAUUAUAAAAAAAAAAAGAAAAUAAUUUACAAAAAGACUCCCGCCAGUUUAAUGUGAGUCCCCAUUGGGAUACUGAGCUUUUAGCCGUUGAAAACGACAUAAAAAAAAUAUGGCGCUGUGGGCAAAAGCGCAGCAGUUGCCACAAGAGGCGCUCCAGCAAAUUCGUUCAGUCUAUGGUGAGCACUUUCCUAUAGAAGUUCGUCAUUUCCUCGCUGCUUGGAUCGAAGAAAAAAUGUGGGCAGAUAUAGAGCCAGAUAACCCGCAGCAUGAGCCCUACAUCUCCAACCUUAUCGGUUCCUUGAUCCAGGAACUCGAAUCCAAAGCCGCUUCUCUUCAAACCGAGGACUUGUUCCUCACCAAACUCAAGCUUAUGGAAGCUGCAAAGAUGUUCCGGCAGCGGUACAACACCAACCCCACAACCCUGUUCCGUAUAAUUCGGCACUGCCUGGGGACCGAGAUGAAGCUGGUUGCGCAAGUGGAGAAUUUAGGCGGCGCAUUGAUGAGUAUGGCUCACGGUCGCGUUGGCAUGAUGGUUGGGGACUCGGUCACAGAGAUUGCCCAGCAGGUUGAGGCUCUUCGACGACGAACUCAAGAGACCGGUGAGGAUCUGCGUAAGAUGGAACAAGAGCAGGAAGCUUUCGCUAUCAGCUACCACGAGUGCACGAAAUUAAAUGCUCAUCUUCAGCAGCUGGCGACUCAUCCCCAGAACCAGCAGAGUAUCGACGCCGAGAAGAAGAUCCGCCGGCAAAAGGAGCAACAGGAACAGCUUCUCAAUCACAAAGUCGCUAAUCUGAUGCAGCUACGUCUUACUCUGGCGGAUAAACUCAAGGACACCAUCACCAAAUUGAACAGCCUCCAGUCAAAGGUCCUCGAUGACGAGCUGAUUCGAUGGAAACGCGACCAGCAGCUCGCGGGAAAUGGCGCCCCAUUUAACUCAACCCUAGACUCGAUCCAGGAAUGGUGCGAAAGUUUAGCGGAACUAAUCUGGCUCAACCGCCAGCAGAUAAAAGAGGCAGAGAGGUUGAAGUUGAAGCUAGCACUGGAUCCACCAGGUGUCCAAGACAUUUUACCGCAGCUCAACUCGUCCAUCACCCAGCUGCUGAGUUCUCUGGUCACCAGCACGUUCAUCAUCGAGAAGCAGCCACCCCAGGUGAUGAAGACCAACACCCGGUUCACUAGCACCGUCCGACUCCUGGUUGGGGGCAAGUUGAACGUCCACAUGACCCCACCCCAGGUUAAGGUCAGCAUUAUCAGCGAGGCCCAGGCCAAUAGUUUGUUAAAGAGUGACAAGAUGGCCAAGGGAAGCGAAGCCAGUGGAGAAAUUUUAAACAACACCGGGACCAUGGAAUACCAUCAGGCCACCAGGCAGCUGAGUGUCAGCUUCAGGAACAUGCAGCUCAAAAAGAUUAAGCGGGCGGAAAAAAAAGGAACAGAGUCAGUGAUGGAUGAAAAGUUCUCGCUAUUGUUUCAGUCCCAGUUCAGCGUUGGAGGUGGGGAACUGGUCUUCCAGGUAUGGACUCUGAGUCUCCCUGUGGUGGUAAUUGUUCAUGGAAACCAGGAACCACAUGCUUGGGCGACGGUAACUUGGGACAACGCUUUCGCUGAACCAGGGCGAGUUCCCUUUGCGGUUCCGGAUAAAGUUCCCUGGUCCCAGGUCGCUGAGGCGUUGAAUGUUAAAUUUAAGUCUGCGACUGGAAGACAUUUGAUGGAGGACAAUUUGAGGUUUCUUGCUGAAAAGGCUUUUAGAGGAGGAUACCCAGGGGAUCAGGAUUAUUCGAAUUUGAUGUUAAGCUGGGCCCAAUUCUGCAAAGAGCCGCUUCCUGAGAGGAACUUUACAUUCUGGGAGUGGUUUUACGCGGUUAUGAAGCUCACAAGAGAGCAUUUGAGAGGGCCAUGGACGGAAGGAUUUAUCUUGGGAUUCGUGAGGAAGAAGCAGGCAGAAGAAAUGCUCGCGACAUGCCCCAGUGGGACUUUCUUGAUGAGAUUUUCAGACUCCGAGUUAGGUGGUGUCACUAUUGCUUGGGUUGGAGAUCAAACUGAAGUGUUUAUGCUGCAACCAUUCACCAGCAAGGAUUUUGCUAUCCGUUCUCUCGCCGACAGAGUAUCAGAUCUUCAACACUUGCUCUAUUUGUAUCCUGACAUAUCAAAAGAUCAAGCAUUUGCGCGUUACUAUACCCCAUUUACGGAGAGUCAACCGACGUCAAACAACGGGUAUGUGAAACCACUUCUCGUGACCCACGUACCAGGUUGGGGUGGUCCAGGCGUAGGCGGGCAAACUCCCUCCCACUCUUCUGUCGUCGGCAUGGGUAGUAAUCAGGGUCACGGAAGUUAUCCAGCAACACCGUCAAAUAUGUUCCAAGCACACAGUCCUGAUCCUUCUGUUCGUGACACUCCGUCAGUUGCAUCCAGUUACGCUCCGGGUCUUGGACAAUCUUCAAAUCCUGGUGGCCGUCCUAGUGACAUGGAUUACGCAGAAUUAAUUGGUCACACUGAGAUGCCAUCAAUUGACGAAAAUCUUAAUCUGGAUCAGCUCAAUGGAUUUGGAUUCAAUGAAUUUAUACAGUCGUACAAACCACAAUAAU